Camarhynchus parvulus is the source of this 2700-nucleotide messenger RNA. RefSeq names its product transmembrane protein 179 (gene TMEM179). The record is from RefSeq and is a predicted model, not a curated record. Bases 155 to 853 code for a protein of 232 amino acids. NCBI's taxonomy places the organism in Eukaryota, Metazoa, Chordata, Aves, Passeriformes, Thraupidae. The transcript has 4 exons.
UCCCUCCUGCAUCCCUCCUCCUACAUCCCUCCCUCCUGCAUCCCUCCUCCUGCAUCCCUCCCUCCUGCAUCCCUCUCUCCUACAUUCUCCUCCUGCAUCCCUCCCUCCUCCAUCCCUCGCUCCCUCCUCCCUCUGCCUGCGCAGAGCCGCGGACAUGGCGCUCAGCAAUUUCCUCUUCGCUCAGUGCAUCUGCUAUUUCCUGGCCUUUCUCUUCAGCUUCAUCGUGGUGGUGCCACUCUCCGAGAAUGGCAACGACUUCCACGGCCGCUGCCUGCUCUUCACCGAGGGCAUGUGGCUCAACGCCAACCUGACGGUGGAGCGGCAGCGCUUCACGGUGCAGGAGUGGGGGCCCGAGGCCGCCUGCCGCUUCAGCAUCUUCACCGGGCUCCUCUCCCUGCUGCUGGCCACAGUGCAGGCCUGGAGGACCCUCUUCUUCCUCUGCAAAGGGCACGAGGACUCUUUCUUUUACGCCUUCCUGAAUCUGCUGAUCAGCGCCUUUGUGGUGUUCAUCACAUUUAUUGCCAGCACUAUAGUGAGUGUAGGAUUUAACAUGUGGUGUGAUGCAAUUACUGAAAAAGGAAGCAUGCCAAAUAGCUGUGAAGAGUUGCAGGAUAUAGAUCUUGAGCUGAACUUGGAAAACUCUGCUUUCUAUGACCAAUUUGCUAUUGCACAGUUUGGUCUCUGGGCUGCCUGGCUGACUUGGCUGGCAAUUACCAUCCUGGCUUUCCUGAAGGUUUAUCACAACUACAGACAGGAGGACCUGCUAGACAGCCUGAUCCAUGAGAAGGAGCUGCUGCUAGGAAGAUCCCCUUCACGAUCCUCUUUGCAAGAUGACAAAAGUGGCAUGAUCUAAAGUGUAAGCAAAUUUCCAGGGCAAGAUCUAGAUUUUAUUAGUCAGUGAUGUGAGCUGAAGCUGAGUCAGGGUAUUGAGUGUGUGACAUCUUUUCUUUUCCCGAAAUGAAAUGCAAUUGUGAAUUACUCACUUCCCCCAUGAGAAAUUGUUGGCAGAAAUAUGGAUAUUAGGAUAAAGAGAAUGAACUGCCCUAUGUGCCUGUGGCACAGCAAACUUUCUGUCCUGGGCAGGCAAAAUUUGUAACCUGCCCUUGUCAGCAGAGCUCCCAUGUGCCAUCGCUGGCUUUUGAGACAGGGGCCAUUUCUGAGGACUGAGCUGGCAAGACCAGGCUACAGCAUCCAGGCUAUUUCUUCAAACUGUUCUUCAAAAAUAGAUGUAACUGGAGCUGCAUUCAGUCCCUCCGCUCUCCCUCUCCUCCCUAUUGCCAGUGAAGCUGCCCUUUGUUGUGUUUUUAUCCUGGGAAGCUGCAGCUCUGGUUGGGGUGCUCUCACUGUCUCUGCUUUCGCUGUGUGUGGAUGCAGUGCUGAUAAACAUGUUGCUCCUGCUCUGAUUUUAUUUCAAACAUAGAGACCUGUGUUCCAGACUUGAUAUUUAGUAUUGGACAGUGUUAAUGAAUUCCAUGAAACCCGUGUAUUAUUACAGCACCUGUCAAAAGCUGUGUAUAAUAUGGAAGGAUGGUGGAGGGCAUUUGUGGUUUUGUUUCUUCUUAGAUUUUGGCAUGAGCAGCAUUUAUUAUGACUCCUGAAGUGAACUGUAGCUAGAAAUUGCUGAAGCUUGCAUACUAAGAAAUUAAGCUGAAUAGAUAGUAUUAAUGCUUGUGCAUUUAUAAAUGUGACUUGAUCCCUAAGAUUGUAUACUAUUCUGUUUUGAAUAUUAGGAUUUAUUUGUGAUAUUUAUUUCAUAUAGGAUAUGCAAAAUUACUGUAAGCAUUUGCAUUGUAGGUUUCUCUAUAUAAACAUAGCAAGGAGUUCAAACAGCUGAGUUAUUUUAUUGAUAGUUCAGUGCUGAAUGGGUCCAUUCUCCCCACUCAUGGGCAGGAGUUCCAGGGCAGAUAAAUUUUGCUGUGAAAAGGAUGAAGAAUUGCUGUUUACACAAAGCUCACUGGUGACUGUGUUGUUGCUUUCAGUUCUGCUUGCCAGUGCUUCAAGAAGUCAGGUGGAUUGUUGAGAUCAGAGGUGGCUCUGAUAAUUAAGAAGAGUCACUCAGAGGAGUGUGGGGUUUGCAUGGCAAAGAAGUAAAGCUGUGCUAGGAUUAAGCAUUUAUCCCCAGGUACACAUUGCACAGAAGACCCCAAAUCAGCAGAAAACUUAAGCAAACAACUAAGUUUGGACUGAAGAUUUUUUUGGGAGCAUGCUGACACUGCCUGUGGUACCUGUGUUUGAGUUGAGACUGAAUUUAUUGUAACAGAAGUGCAAACCAUACAUGAUUAUAUGACCUGGUGAAUCAGAAUGAGGGGAGAGAGGACAGCAGGCUUCUCCCACAUCAGAGCUCAAGCCUGGGGUUAGCACAACCAUGCAGAUUUACUGUUGUCUUCUAGGGACUCUCUGAUGCUUAGUUAAGUACCAGCUUAAGCAUUUCAUUGAAACAGAAUUUCAUGUCAUGACAAAUCCCUCAAUUAUUCAGCAUUUUAGGGCAUAAAAUCUGACAUUGUAUUUAACUGCCAAAAUGUUCUCAUAGGUUUAGAGAAAAAGCCCUCCAUGGGCCCUAAGCAGUAAUCCAGCCCUGUGAGCAUUGCUUACAGCCCCAGCUGAACAUUGCUUAUGGCCACAGCUCUCUGUAGAGAGGCCUUGUUCUUCAGCCUGAUUUCUGCCCACAAGAGAAUGCAAUUCCUCUGAAAGCUUUGCAGC